CGCCAACAGCGCUGAGUCCUUCUGAUAAAAACACUGGAGUUGGAAAGGGCAGCGGAGCUCACUGAUGAGGGAACGGAUUUAUCAGAUUUAACUUCUUGCGUCGACUACAUAUACCUUGUAAUUUGUACGGUAUUUUUGGUCUCAUUAUUUCUUUAUAUUUACAGCAUCUUUUUAAAAAAAAUGGCUGCCGCAUUUUUAUAACAAAACCAUUCCUGUUUGUGAACUAGCAAAUCGAUUUUGAAGUGAAUUUAGCAACGUUAGCUACACAGCUAGCAAUUGUACGUCAGUAUUAUGUCAUAUUAGUACAAAUGUUUGGCUCUUGUACAUUUCUGAACAGUUGAAAACUGUAUGAACGAGCGCAGUUUUUUUAAAUCUCGAUGAUCAGGCGAUUGAUUAACGAAUAAAUAAAGUCAGACUGUCACUGCGACGGGGAACAACUGUCAAAACAAAUCUCAUCUCAUAUUACUUACAGUAAAGUCACAAAUCUAAGCAGGUGUAUGUGUUGCAUUAUAUUUCGCUCCGCUUUUUUGUUAGUUUCAGUUUCGUCACACAAAUAAAAACCUUUGUUGUCGACGAUUAGACACAUGAGGAACUUGGUAUUUAGUGUUGAAGUAAUGUUACAGUUGUUUUUGUGAUGGAAAACUUUCCUGUGACAUUUAAUAAUUAAGAUUGUAAAUUUUCAUUUUCACUUUCACUUUGCAGGUGCAGAUCACAGAGAGAUAAGGGGGACGUCUAUGUGUUAUUUAUUUUUAUUUUUAUUUUUUUUAUUCCGUCGUGUAGAAUGAGCAGUGUCACAGUGACAGCAUAUUUGUGAAAUAAAUAUUCUCACCUAGAAUUAAUGUGCUGCUCAUUUUUUUAGGGGCAAGUAUGCCAAACUUUUCAAUUGCUUUCCUGAAUUUUGUUUUUAGAAUUUUUAUGUGAUUUAUCCUGACACUUUGUUUUAUACUAGUUGUUUUUUUUUUUUUUUUUAUGUAAUUUGUAUUUUUAUAUUAAAGGCCCAGUUUAAACAUUUUAUUACACAUUUUUCAUUCCUUUAUACAUUUCUCUUUUUGCACAUCAUAAUGCAGGCUCCAGUUCCACCUUCCCCCAUCAGACCAGCUGUGGCCCCAUCAGUAGAGCUGGGUGUCACAGUCCUUUACACUUGUCUUUACGGUAGUCUGUUCUUAGUUGUAUUCAUUCAGCUCUGGUUGCUGUUUCUCUGCCGGCACAAACGAUGGAGCUACCAGAGCAUUUUUCUCUUUCUUUGCCUGUUUUGGGCAGCCCUUCGCACAACACUCUUUUCAUUUUAUUUUCGUGACGCCCUUGCUGCCAACCACCUGCCCACUCCAGUCUACUGGCUCCUCUAUUGUUUUCCGGUGUGUUUGCAGUUUUUCACCCUAAGUCUCUUCAACCUUUACUUCACUCAGGAAUUACUCAAAGUUAGAAGUUUAUUCAACAUUGAGCCUAGCAAAGGACUAUGGUUGGCUCGCUGUGUGUAUGCAGCCAUGAGUGCAGCCUUCCUGUGUGUCAACGUAGUUUGCGCGAGCUUCGGAAAGCAUGGAGGAUCUGGUGGAGCUGGUGACAAAGUGUGGAACGUGGUUUUAGUUCGGGUGCUGGUUAACGACCUACUCUUUAUUCUGGAAGCUGUGUGCCUGGCCACAUCUCUGCUCCUGUUAACUCGAUUCUCUUCCCCCACCACCCCUUAUCUACGCAAUAAGGGGCUUUGUCCGACUGCAGUGCUGGGAGCAGGUGUAAUCUUACUCUUCUCCACUAGGGCCUGCUACAACCUCGCAGUGCUGUUUUUGUCUCAGAAUCAUAAAGUAGAGGCCUUUGAUUACGACUGGUACAACAUCUCUGAUCAGGCUGACCUUCGCAGUGAACUUGGAGAAAGAGGCUACAUUAUUUUUGGAGCUGUUCUCUUCAUUUGGGAGCUGCUACCGACCAGUUUGCUCAUUCUCAUCUUCAGAGUUCGCCAGUCUCCUCAAGAAAGGAACUGCAGCCCAGCCAUGUGCAACACACAAAGCUCAAGGUCAUAUUUCUUUGAUGAUCCUCGUGGAAUGGAUGAUGAUUCGGGUUCUCUCUGGAGUCAAGGCAUAAAUCCCCAUAGCAGUUGGUUUGGGUCCAGUGAGACGACUCCUCUCCUCUUUAAUAAGACUGGUCAGAAUAGCCAACAUCACUCCCUCUACUCAACUCCACAGACCUGACCACUAUGCAAAGCUGCAGAGAUUUUUCUCUGAUCUUCUCAGGCAAUAGAACAGCAAUACCUCUUCCUGUUGAGUAGAUCAACAGGUAUUUUUGCACUAAUAUGCAUCAGACGCACCUUGACUUUGUAAAGCUGACCACAACUUUAGAUAAGACACUUCUUAUAAAAGGGACCAGUUAAUGAUUUUAUUAAUGAAUCUUUUUAUCAUCUGGAAGAGCAUCUAUAAAAUGUUUUUACCAUAUUUUCAGAUGUGAUUGGGAUUAUGACCUUCCACUUGAAAUGGUGUAAAAGGGAGCAAUACUUUUGGUAUUAGCCUUGUAUUUGAUAAUCUGAAACCCUGAUACUUGUGAAGCUAUUUUAAUAAAAAAUUAAUUU
This is a messenger RNA of Myxocyprinus asiaticus (Chinese sucker), 2557 nucleotides long. Its product is annotated as integral membrane protein GPR137-like. Gene Ontology annotation, biological process: positive regulation of TORC1 signaling. Gene Ontology annotation, cellular component: lysosomal membrane. The record is from RefSeq and is a predicted model, not a curated record. Bases 1062 to 2183 code for a protein of 373 amino acids. The transcript is spliced from 7 exons. Lineage: Eukaryota; Metazoa; Chordata; Actinopteri; Cypriniformes; Catostomidae.